Molecule: messenger RNA, 1994 nt
Organism: Mercenaria mercenaria
Lineage: Eukaryota; Metazoa; Mollusca; Bivalvia; Venerida; Veneridae
Product: melanocortin receptor 5-like
Exons: 2
Coding region: 458-1435 (325 amino acids)
Biological process (GO): G protein-coupled receptor signaling pathway
Cellular component (GO): membrane
Molecular function (GO): G protein-coupled receptor activity
Source: RefSeq, a predicted model, not a curated record
GAAUGUCACUAAACGUUUAAUAAUUAUCAAACAUAUAAAUGAAUCGCCACCAGCAGAGCAAAUCAGUAGCUGUUGUAGAGACUGUGGAAUACUACUAACGUUUGACUGGUUAUGAAUCACAGUUGUACAAACAAUUAAAUCUCGCCAAAUGCAGAGAAUAUAGCUAAGAUAUGCGGAUACAAAGUAGCAUUUUAGGAAGUUUGUAUUAAGUAAAUGUUAACCGUUUGCUAACUGACGUGAAGUGUUAGUGAAAUGUACAUCUCAUUUCUUCAAACAUCGUUCUGGAAAGUUGCCUCGACUUGUUAAGCUUGUAAAGCAUUGUCGUGAAACAUUAACAAGAAUACUAAUAGUAGAAACGGAAUUACACUAAACGCCUCCGACUACCUAUCUCAAAACAGUUUUAGUGAGGUUCUUCCGAUAGCUUUUUGCCCUAUGAAGCGGAGAAUAUCGUUGAAGAAUGACGAAUAUUUCGGAGUUGAUUUCCAGUAGCGAAAAUAAUAAAAGUUACUUUAAUGACAGUGAUUACAAUGACUACAUCUACGAAGUAUCCUAUUAUUUCAACAUAAUAGAUAUUGUGUUUUCACUAAGUGGAGUUAUAUUAAACAUUUUUAUGAUUUUUGUAUUACUAUUACUGAAAGGAUCUUUGAAAACGCAUCUCAAAUUUGUCUUGAGCCUUGCAAUAUCAGACCUCCUGAUAGCUUUGUUGCUGUUUGCAUCGCUGUUUUAUCAUUUUCCAAUUGGUUUGAAGCCCUUUAUAAUUCAAACUGCUCCAUCCUUUCUUAGCAAGACGUUUCUUAGUUUAUACUUAAUGGCACAGUAUGCUGGACUCGGAACAAUGCUGGCUAUUUCAGUUGAUAUACUUAUAAAAAUACGGAAGCCUUUGCGAUACAAAUUUCUAAUGUCAAAAAGGCGUGGUAAUAUCAUUAUAAUAUGUCUGUGGUUUGUAACACCUGCAGCUUUUAUAUUAAUAUCAUUCUGUCUUCUAGCGUUUAUGCUUAACCAAAGAGUAGACCCGUUAGCAGUACUUAUCGGGGCAAGCGUUCUGUUUUUCGCUCUUUGUGUUUUAUUUUUUGUUGUAUUUAUUAUCCUGUAUAUCGUAAUAAUUUGCUCAAUCAGAAACUUCGCGAACAAAUAUUCAUUCAGACGGAGAACAAGCAUUAAAAAAGCAGCUGUCACAUUUCUGUUCGUACUUUUAACCUAUUUCAUAUGUCUACUGCCUAUUGUAUGGCUGCUUAUACCGUUUCUAAUCUCUAAGGAUUCUUAUCCGUAUUUAUCCGUAAGAAUAGUGUCUUCUUUAUAUAUUGUAAAUACUAUAUGUGAUCCUAUUAUAUACACAUUAAGAAUACCCGAAAUAAAAGAAAAAUACUGGACAAUUUACAGGAAAAUGUAUCAUAGAGGUCACAGUGAAUCUGCUGUGUUUAAUCUAGCUAAUUAGGCUGAAAUUUUGUUGAAGGAAAACAUAUAAGUGACAACAGCAUGCGUUUCAGAUCAGAUAAACGCAUCACUGGCUCAAAUUGCUGGUGAAAUACCCCUUCGUAUCUGAAGCAUAAUGACAUUUCUAUAAUUUUUGUAUUACUUAUACUGAAAGGAUCUUUGAAAGCGCAUCUCAAGUUUAUUUUGAGCCUUGCAAGACGAGAAAAAUGGAACAGGAAAAAGACACAUUCACUAUUAUAGUAUGCUGCUGUUAUAUGUUAAGUUAUCAGCAUUUAUGGCGGCUUACCAUGUCCAAUGUGACUUUAAUAAUUCAAAUUGUGGUAUCUCAUGCAAUAUUAGCCUUCUAAUUUCACUUGCCUUACCGUCAAUAUCUAGUCACUAAACGAAAAAUGUUAUAUGCAAACAUUAUUAAUGUACAAUGUAUUAUUUUUUUAAACGUAUUACAUGUAUUACUAUUGCCUGAAUAUGGCACUGUACAAACAUCAUGUAUAAAGUACAUGAAUCUAAAAUUAUAACAUUCUAUUUACGUAUGAAUGUCUUGUGUCUCUUAAUAAUAUACA